Polypterus senegalus (gray bichir) is the source of this 1157-nucleotide messenger RNA. RefSeq lists its product as uncharacterized. Bases 341 to 1102 code for a protein of 253 amino acids. The transcript has 7 exons. NCBI's taxonomy places the organism in Eukaryota, Metazoa, Chordata, Cladistia, Polypteriformes, Polypteridae. The record is from RefSeq and is a predicted model, not a curated record.
UAAUUUGCUGUUUUAUGAGAAACAGAGUCUAAGUUUAUAGACUUUAUGGCAGUACACUAAAAUUGCUGGGACUUGCCUUUACCUUCAUUUUAUUUUCCAUUAGAAACCAUGCAAGUAUCAGCCAUAUUACUUGUAACACUUUUAAAACCUCUUUGAGGUACUGACACAGCUCAGAUAUUUUUGUACAGCUUAUUUGAAAUAUAUUCUAUUUGGCACAUUGGAUGAAAAUACAUUCAAAAUAGAUUUGCCUGUAAUCCUGUGGGUUAAUUAUUCUCUUCUCUAAGAAAUAAUAAACUUCACUUUAGAUUAAGAAAUCCAGAUGGCAGAGUGAUAAACACAGAUGGAUCCUACAGUGGUGCUUACUUUUGUCGUUCUGAUUUCCAGCCAUAGUCAACAUGAAAGUAGCAAUUCUAUCUGUAUGAUUAAGAAUGCAACAUUGUUAUCAGAGAAGAACUUUGAUGGAUUUUCAUAUGAGAAAUCAAGCACAUAUGAAAGUAAACAAAAUAAAAGCACCUCAGUUGCUAACUUCAAAUGCCACAUUAAUUCGAAGGAUUUUGAGGUGUAUCUGCUAUAUUCAGAUAGCACUUACAAAUCUGGACCAGUCACUCCCUCUCCUGUUCUCAACAAUGGUAACCAAUCAAACUGUUGUACAAAGUUCUCAGGUAAUAAGGAGAUAAAUAACACAGCCUUUGGUAUCAUCUGUACAGACAUUGUGCCUAUAAUAUCACAAUGCUUGAUAUCACCACAUGAAACCACCUUGAUGCCACAUUCAGAAGAGUCUUUACAGAAUAGAAAAGAGUCACAAGAAGAUGCUGAACUUGUGGAACGACAGAAAAUUGCAUUAAUUCUGAAAGGCUUCAUUGCAGUAACACUUUUCAUUGUUGGACUUUUGUUGAUAAUAUUUGAUGUUUUUGAAGUCCCUUGGCCGUGUCAAACCUGUAAGGAGCAACAAAAAGAAACAGUGAAACAACCUCCAGUUUCAAGUCAUUUCUUAUCUUUGAAAUUCCUAUCAAGAAUAUGGAAGAUUACCAAAGAAGACACUCCACCUCCAGCUCGAACGACAAAUGAAGAAGUUAUAAUUAUUUAUGAGACUUUUUUUUAAAAGAUUUAACCUAUAAAGCCUGACAUAUAAAAUAAGAGCCAGAAAAUUAAAAUGU